Messenger RNA from Amphimedon queenslandica, 1615 nucleotides. RefSeq names its product drebrin-like protein A. The transcript has 15 exons. The record is from RefSeq and is a predicted model, not a curated record. Gene Ontology annotation, molecular function: actin filament binding. Lineage: Eukaryota; Metazoa; Porifera; Demospongiae; Haplosclerida; Niphatidae. Gene Ontology annotation, biological process: regulation of actin filament polymerization; postsynaptic actin cytoskeleton organization; positive regulation of axon extension. Gene Ontology annotation, cellular component: postsynaptic membrane; dendrite; cortical actin cytoskeleton. Bases 35 to 1513 code for a protein of 492 amino acids.
AAGAGGUGUGUCUACUUUUUGUAAAGAAGGCAAGAUGUCGGUUGAUCUGAACAGAAACGGUGCGGCUCUUAAAGAAGCUUAUGAUGCGGUUAUUGAUGACAAAUCAGAUACUACCUGGGCAGUUUUUGGUUACAUGGGAAAGACUAAUGAGCUGAAAGUGGUAGAAACAGGAGAUGGCGAUAUUGAAGAAGCUGUUGAAGAGCUAAGUGGUGGUCAAGUGAUGUAUGCUUUCAUCAGAGUCAUUGAUCCAAACACUCAACUACCUAAAUACGUCCUUAUCAAUUGGAUUGGUGAUGGGGUACCCACAUCACGUAAAGGGGUUUGUUCUCGCCACGUCACUGAUGUCGCAAGGUUUCUAAGAGGAGCUCACGUUACUAUUAAUGCUCGUCAUGAAGAUGAUGUGGAGAGUGACAUUAUUCUUGAUAAAGUGUCCAAGUCCUCAGGUGCCAAUUUCAGUUUCCAUAAGGAAAAAGCUAAACCCAUUGAAGCCCAAGGAGAAGUUGGGUCGGUCUAUAAGAGAGCUAAUCCUCAGAAGGAGAUCAGCACUAAAUCAAGGGAUGAGUUUUGGAGCAAACAAGAGAGAGAAGAGGAGAAACGUGUUGCAGAAGAAAAGAGACUCACGGCUGAGGCCAGGAAGCAGGAAGAAGUUGAGAGGAGAGAGCGUGAAAUUGCUGAUCAAAGGCGUCGUGAUGAAAUCACUGGAAAGAAAGCUUCAGAAAUUGCCGAACAAAAGAAGCAAGAGCAAGAGAGAGAAAGGAAAGAAAGAGAAGACACUGAAGCUCAGCUACAAAGUCGACUUAAAGAACGUGAACACCGAGUGGAUUCUGAAUUAGAAAAGGAGAAGACACAAAGCCAGCGACAGAAGGCUCAGGAUAAGAGUGUUAGUUCUGGUGUAAGAGACAAGUUGGCUGGGUUUGAACAGAAAGCUGAAGAGCAGAGAAGAGUGCCACCACGUCCAGCACCAAAACGUGUUGCUAAACCACCUCCACGUGUUCCAGAACCAGAGCCUGAACCAGAACCAGAGCCUGAACCGGAGCCAGAACCUCAAUAUGAGCCUGAACCAGAACCAGAGCCAGAGCCUCAAUACGAACCAGAACCAGAGUAUGAGCCUGAACCGGAACCAGAACCAGAGCCUCAGUAUGAGCCGGAACCAGAGGAAAGUGAGCAGCUGUAUGACGAUGUGACUCAGCCUCCUCAAGAAGACGAGGGUAUGGAUCAGAUAUAUGAUGACGUCCAACAAGUUGAUACUGAUUAUGGACAGCUGGAGGAUGCUUAUGCUGAAGAGCCUCAGGAUCAGAUAUAUGAUGAUGUACAGGAGGCUCCUGGUCAAAGUGACGGCGUGACCGCUAAGACAUUGUACGAUUAUGAAGCAGAGGAUGAUACUGAGUUAUCGUUUGAUGUUGAUGAGAUUAUUACUGAUAUAGAGCAGAUUGAUGAUGGAUGGUGGAGGGGAACCAGACAGCUUGACGGGUCCAGUGGCUUAUUCCCUGCUAACUAUGUUGAACUGAUUUAAGAGGGAGAGGGAAGGUUUCUUGUAUUUAGUUUUGCGCUUGAUUUUUCUUAUUUUUAUGUAGAAACUAUUUUUUAUAUUUUAUGCUGUUUAUAUAGUUAGCGA